This is a messenger RNA of Lactuca saligna, 459 nucleotides long. The record is from the annotation of a GenBank genome assembly. NCBI's taxonomy places the organism in Eukaryota, Viridiplantae, Streptophyta, Magnoliopsida, Asterales, Asteraceae.
AUGGACAAGGUAAGGGGUGAACUGCCCGUUAUGCAAUAUAGAAAGCUUGUUUUGGAGAGCAAUUUGGUUGGUUAUCAGGAUGAGGUUUCGACGCCAAAGGCUACGGUGGCAUCCCUCGAGUUGGAAAAAGUUGGUUUGGUGGACAAAAUAGUUAUAUCGGAGCAUGGCGUUCAAAAAAGAUGGAGGAAGUAUUCUCUACUUUAUUUUGUUUUGAUUACUAGUUUGAAGAUGAUGAAUGCAGAGCAUAAUUUGGGAUUGAUCGACACUGAUAUUCCGCUAUAUGCUCCUACUCGUUUGCAGAAGAUGGAAGAAGCAUUCUCUGCUUUAUUUUGUUUUGAUUACUUGUUUGAAUUUGGUUUUCCUUUAGCGAAUAUUGAUCAGUUAUGUACAUUGGUGGGCCCUCCUAACAGUGGGGCGUCUACGAGCAGUGGUGGUGGUGUUGGUGCUAGUGGGUCCUAA